CUCCACUUGAAUUUGAGCGUGGGGUUCCAAGAAUAUCAGACUUCAUAAUCCCCAUGCGCCCUGGAUGUUGAUGCCUGCAUCUUGCGUUUCAACUCCCUGUCAUCUGCGGAUCGAUCGUCAUUAAGGUUCUGAGAAUUGCUUAACGGAGCCACGGCGCACAAAGGACUAAGGGUAUGACUACGCGUUAGAUUAUCGCCUUGCUUACCUGGGCUGUGAGAGAGGUCUAGAUUACGGUCGUGGCUGUCUGUAUUGAGAUACCCACGCUAGCGUUCCCAUCUUAAUUAUCCAAUGCAGUGGCGUUGCAACGUUGGACAUGGGUGUCUACCUAGCGGCUGUUUGGAUGAUCCAGCCGUGGCUCUUGGAUUACUGCUAUCGUGCCUGUGAUUCGGUCGCCUAUAAAUCCCGGCAUAUCCGAUCGGGGGUUUUCUUUCCUUCUUUUCUUUUCUUCUUUCGACUCAAGACGACAUUAUCAACACACACAACAUGACUGAAGGCUUACCAGACUACGUCCUCGACCCUAAUGCGGUCCUCAAGGACACCGAGGCCGGGUGGCGGUAUGGCAGGGUUCCUGAUUAUUCCAAGACGCGAGCAUUCUACGAGCAGACACGAACGAUGUUCCACGAAUCCGGCAGCCUCCCCUUCCUCGUCGAGAACCUAGUCAAGAACUGGGAAAUCGAAGCCUCCUUCAAGACCUCCCUCGCCGACUGGCGCACCAUCGACCAUUCCAAAUACACAUUCUCGCUGAACGGCGGCCCUCCCCAGACUGGCGAGCACAUGCUCAAGGUCGGCACGUAUAACGCCCUCCUCACCCCCAGCAAGUACUACGACCCCGAGCACAAUGACUUCGAGAAGAGCCACAAGUCGUUUAAGCGCAUGAUGCCGACGUUUGCGUGGGAGGUCACGGAGGUGUAUAGCGGCCCUCCGGUGGUCAUUUUCAAAUGGAGACACUGGGGUGUUAUGGCGAACGAUUAUGUCGGGUUCAAUGACUCUGCCGAGAAGGUCAAGAUCAAGGCCCAUGGCGAGACUCUGGAUAUCCAGGGUAUCGUCAUCGCCAAGGUGAAUGACAAGUUGCAGCUCGAGAGCAUUGAUGUCUGGUUCGAUCCGUUGGAGAUGUUUCGCCAGAUUGACAAGAAGGAGGGCGCGGAGUCUGCUGCCGCCAGAUGUCCAUUUGCUGGAGCUGCCAGCAGUCAGUAAUUUCCAUUGCGUGUACAUACCUGAGUUUGUUUCUAGACCUGAUGCAGUGUGACGAGUUCAUGUGUGAAAUGUCUGUUUUUCUUCUGUUUGAAUGUCAUGGUCGUGGCAAUGGAGGGCCGCUUUAGAGUAAAACACACCAGAUGGGGGCCAUAGUGGAUUUACUGGAUGUAUUUCACCCUGAGAAAUGGCUAGAGACCGUAGGAUGUCUCUGUCGGCUCUUUUCGUCUCCAUUUAAGUCUCCUUUUUCCCCUUUCUCUUUUCUCGGCUUUCCUUUCCUUUUUUUUCCCCUCGUGUCUUUUCUUCUUUGAUACAUCCAUUUUCUACCCGCGACAUAUGAUACUGCCAAAUUUGUGGAUUAUAAUUGACAUUGAGACUGGAUC
This is a messenger RNA of Aspergillus steynii IBT 23096, 1574 nucleotides long. RefSeq lists its product as uncharacterized. Lineage: Eukaryota; Fungi; Ascomycota; Eurotiomycetes; Eurotiales; Aspergillaceae. The record is from RefSeq and is a predicted model, not a curated record. Bases 484 to 1194 code for a protein of 236 amino acids. The transcript is spliced from 3 exons.